AUGUAUAGUAUGGGUAAUCAUGUGGAUGGGUUGAAGUUUGCUGGAGGGUCUUUCUCACUGCACGAGGAGAAGCCCCUGCGAGAACUGAUUGACAUGGCCCAUGAUAACGGCGUCUAUGUUUCAACGGGCGGCUGGGCGGAACACCUCCUCACACACCCCGAUGUGAACACGGUAUUCGAUCGAUACCUCAAGAAAUGCAAGGACCUCGGAUUCGAUGUUCUUGAGUUGUCUGCUGGUUUCCUAUCUAUUCCUGGGGACGACUGGCUUCGCCUCGUCGAUAAAGUCCAUUCAUACAAGCUGAAGCCCAAGCCAGAACUGGGAAUCCAAUUUGGAGCCGGAGGCGACACCCCGGGGUUCAGUGUGGGAACUUCUGAUCCCGGGAAACUUGUCGAUAUGGGCCACAAGUUUCUUGACGUUGGAGUGGAGCGUCUGAUGAUUGAGUCGGAGGGCAUCACUGAGAAUGUGGAGACGUGGAGGACGGAUGUGGUCUCCCAGAUUAUCAAGUCUUUGCCAUCCGAGAGAGUCAUGUUUGAAGCUGCUGAUCCUCAAGUCUUCAAUUGGUAUAUUCGAGAGUUUGGAAUUGAUGUCAAUCUUUUUGUGGAUCACAGCCAGAUUGUGCAGCUGGAAUGUCUACGGGCAGGAAUUUGGGGAACUGCAGACACUUGGGGCAAAGUGGUUUCCUUUCGCCCGGAGUAA
Molecule: messenger RNA, 696 nt
Organism: Penicillium verhagenii
Lineage: Eukaryota; Fungi; Ascomycota; Eurotiomycetes; Eurotiales; Aspergillaceae
Product: phosphosulfolactate synthase
Exons: 4
Coding region: 1-696 (231 amino acids)
Source: RefSeq, a predicted model, not a curated record